CGCCGUUCCCGGCGCGUAGUCGCAGCGCCCCGUCGCUCCCGCCCCCGCCGGGAGUCCGACGUGGAAGUUGCUGGCGGACCGGACUUCCAAGGAAACCGCUUGCGAGCCGGAGCCGGAGGCCGAGGCUUGCAGAGGUGGCGGCGCCGAGGCUCGAAUAGGAGUCGCUGCCGAGGCCGGGGCCUGUCUCUAACCACCAACAAGGGCGGACAGGCGGUUCAUCAUGGGUGGCUUUUUCUCAAGUAUUUUUUCCAGUCUGUUUGGAACCCGGGAAAUGAGGAUUUUAAUUUUGGGAUUAGAUGGAGCAGGAAAAACUACAAUUUUGUACAGAUUACAGGUUGGAGAAGUCGUUACUACGAUUCCUACUAUUGGAUUUAAUGUUGAGACAGUAACAUACAAAAACCUUAAAUUCCAAGUCUGGGAUUUGGGAGGACAGACAAGUAUCAGGCCAUACUGGAGAUGUUACUAUUCAAACACAGAUGCAGUCAUUUAUGUGGUAGACAGUUGUGACCGAGACCGAAUUGGCAUUUCCAAAUCAGAGUUAGUUGCCAUGUUGGAGGAAGAAGAGCUGAGAAAAGCCAUUUUGGUGGUGUUUGCAAAUAAGCAGGACAUGGAGCAGGCCAUGACUCCCUCAGAGAUGGCAAAUUCACUUGGGUUACCUGCAUUGAAGGACCGAAAAUGGCAAAUAUUCAAAACUUCAGCAACCAAAGGCACUGGCCUUGAUGAGGCAAUGGAAUGGUUAGUUGAAACAUUAAAGAGCAGACAGUAAUUCAGCCACUUCCAUUCCUCUGAAAUGAAAACUACAUCACAUAUCCCUUUGGAAACAGUUAAGUGUGCUUCGUGCUACUAAAUGUUAAAACUCUGUGAUUGUUGGCAUAUAUUGAACUGACUGCAAUAUUUGUAAUAAAUAUAAGUAUUCGGUUGGAAGGGUAGCUUACCAUGAUUGAACCAACUGAAUGUCUGUUUUGUGUAAUGUAAAAUCCUUCCUUUCUUGUGUUAAGUAUAUAUAUUCUAUUUGUAUGGAAUUCUUAUUCAAAUAGAGUCCUAUUAAAGAAUGUAUUCUCAUUGAGGAAAAUACCCUCCUAUUUUUGAAUCAGUGGUUGCAUCUUGUUUAUAUAAACAAUAAUAAAUAUCUUAACUCAUA
Acinonyx jubatus (cheetah) is the source of this 1141-nucleotide messenger RNA. RefSeq names its product ADP ribosylation factor like GTPase 1 (gene ARL1). The transcript is spliced from 6 exons. Bases 221 to 766 code for a protein of 181 amino acids. Gene Ontology annotation, biological process: intracellular protein transport; vesicle-mediated transport. The record is from RefSeq and is a predicted model, not a curated record. Lineage: Eukaryota; Metazoa; Chordata; Mammalia; Carnivora; Felidae. Gene Ontology annotation, molecular function: GTP binding; GTPase activity. Gene Ontology annotation, cellular component: Golgi apparatus; cytoplasm.